Messenger RNA from Coregonus sp. 'balchen', 19112 nucleotides. NCBI's taxonomy places the organism in Eukaryota, Metazoa, Chordata, Actinopteri, Salmoniformes, Salmonidae. The record is from the annotation of a GenBank genome assembly.
GAACCGAUAAAGUCCCGGGCUCCACAGCUUCACUUGGAAUAUAGAUUUUAUAAACAGUUGGGAAGUUCAGGUAAGCACAUACAGCUACAGUAUUAUAACUGUUUAAUAGCACUGUGUUAGCUAGUAGGCUCAGCUGGAUGGAUGGAGAUCUUCUCUGCACACGUAGCUGGGAGAUGUGAAAGCCCUGUCCCCCUCCUACAGAUGGUUGGUCGAUAGCAGGCCCAGGCCAAUCAUGCCAUAGCUAUGUGCUCUCUCUGUGCUGUGAUCCGUGGGGCUGUGCUGUGCUGUACCUCCAGCCCUUUGAUGUGGCCGCUUGGCUUCAGAGGGGAGAGGUGGGGCAGUAGGAUCAGGUGGUGGGGAGGGACAGGGACCUGGAACAGGCCACAGCACAGCUUGGCCAGCCUGGCAUGCUUAGUGUUUGAUCCUCUCACUGCUUAAUUCUUUCAUUGAAAAAUAUGUCUCUGACAUUAGACCACUGCUUUUUUUAGCCAAAGUGAUGAGUACUGUACUUUUCAUCAUUAGUUAGUUCAAGUCACUUUCUAUGAGCGUUUGAUCUGUUAAGAAAACAACUGGUGAAUAUAUUGUAUUUAUGGUACAUAAAUAGAUUGUAUUGUAUUUGAGGGUAGGUAGGGACAAGCUGACCACUUGUAUUCUAAUUACACUAAAUGUGACUGAGGACACUCGUCUUUGAUCCUUUUGGCUUUUAAAUGAAAAAGAUGAACAGCUUGGGCAAAGCCUGUGCAUCCAUUUGAUCACUGGAGUGGAAGGCCACACACACGCACUCUAAGACGAGUGUGUGUGUGUGUGUGUGUGUAUGUCACUGCGCCCAGUGAUGUUCUCUUUCAUAAGACAAGUGUGUGUCUCUUUCUCUCUCGUAGAGAGCUGAUCACCUGCCAGCUUGCUCUCUGUCCCUGUGCCAGAGCAACAGCUCCACAGUGUUAAUAGGGAGUUGGAGCUCAGGGCAUUAGAGGUGGCCUAGGCUAGUCUAUUUAUAGAUGGCCUUCAAUGUGCAGUAGGGCCAUUAUCAUAUAUCUACUUCCAUCGCUCGUCUCGGCAAUGCCUCUGCCUGCCUGAAGAAGAAAGCCCAGGGAAACUCUCCCAUGAUGUACAGGGAAAAGGGCUGGCCUAUCUCUGUCUGUCAGCUAUCCUUUGUUGUGAUCUAACUGACUGGGCCAGUAGUUGUAUUCCCAAUCCCAGGCAGCACAGCAUAGCACAAUGUAGUAUUUAGCUGCCUUACACCUAUUUGGGAACAGAGUCGAUUGAAGUCGCUUGUGGAUCCUCAUCCAUUCAUUGAAUAGUGAGUCUUUAUCCCCACUCCUUGGGCCAGCCCGUUGAAGGAGUCCAGGCAGCAGCCCCUCUGUAGUGUUUCCACUGAUGCGUUAUACACAUCCUGACUUCCCUCUUCUGGCCACUGUGGCAGAGGGACCACCAGAGAAAGGCCUGCUACAAUCUCAUAGGCUAAGCUAAAUAUGGAGCCAGUGACAAUGUUGGUCCAGCUUCCCUCCCAUUAUAGAAUGGAGGGGGAAAAGUGUUCCUCUUACUGGUUGCUACAUCCAUUGAAAAAUGAAUGUGUGGAGUAGUGAGGAAUUAUCAAAGUCUUCUUUCUGCUGCUGAUUCUUCUGUAAAAAUUAUUCUGAAUGGUACCGAUGGAUACAGGCAUGUAGUCCUUUUACAAUAUGAAUGUGACAUAACGUAAGCCAGGGUCAAGCCCUGGUCUGAACCUGGACUCCACGGCCACAAAUACUGGAGCGGUGUCAGCUGUACAUGGUGCUUAAGAGGAGCUUAUCUAAAGAGUGUUAAUUCUCUCCUGCCCUGGAAAGCACCCAAUCACUAGAACAACACAUUCAGUUACACACACUAGCUGGCCUGGCCACGCCCCAACCCCACCAUUAACCACUGAGCAUGGAGUGUCUAACUGAGACAUCAUCCACUUUUUAUGUCACUAUCAAUAAUUUAAAUGAAUGACUGGUUGACUGAGCUCACACAGUCCUGAUAGCAUGUUCUUCUCUUAUGAAAGCACUGCACGUGACCUGUCUCCUUAUGAGAUAAUUAAAAUGUCACUGAUAAUAUCAGUGCAUGUGAAUAUUUAGUAACCCAUCAUCAAGGCUUUGCCUUAAAGCAUUACCUGCUCUUACACAAGUUGUGUGUGUGUGUGUGUGUGUGUCCUUAUACCAUGCCCACAGCCCUGGUAUCUUGGGAGUGAUAAAUCAAUCAGAGUUUGAAGUGAUCGUCUGUGGUCCAUCCAGUCCUGAGCAGUCUGGAUAUUUCAUGCGCUGCCUGCCUGGGAUGGAUAACAUAACCUACCACUGAGUCACGCAGGCUCUAUGCAGGGCAGGCCGGCUGGACGAUCACGUUUCAGCCCGGCUACAUCGCCACAGCGCUGACCGCCCGCCCGGCCUAAUGGAAUCAGCGCUUUCUUUUCUCUCCCCGAUGCACUCGGCAUUCUAAAUGUUUAAUUGAGACCGCCUCCCUCUCGGGCUCGGCCUAAACUUUGACAUUUCAUUGUAGGGCAACGUUGUCUGCCACAGUGUCCAGACUGAGAGGGGCCCCUGUCUUAGACAAUACUCUGGAUUGUUCUCGACACAUUUCACUUGUGUUUGGAGAGAGUGGGUCGUGAGCAGUGCACAGAAUGGCACUGGAAGGCAGCAGAAUAGACUUUGAAGAUAUUGGUGCUGCGGACAGCAGCCAAUUAUAUCUGUUGUCAUAAAUCACGAUAAAGAAUUGUUUCUAGGAAACCACUCGCCCCUUGCAAAAGUGCUUUUAUUACAGGCGUGAUUGGCGAGGGUUAUUUUUACACCGGAAUAACAUCAUCCACAUAAUAUUUAGCAAAUAUGAUUAGGUCUAGCUUUAGUAAAGGAUAAAAUCAUUAUCUUUUUCAAUGGUUUCUCUGAAAUGGACAUUUAUUCUUUCCAUUUCAGUUAAAGCUUUUCCCCAGCUGUUAUCCUUGUUUUGUUUACAGCUCUAGAGUUCCCCAGUAGGGAGUACUGUAGGUGUAGUCAGGGACAGUUGUUCUAGCGUAGCCACUUUCCUGUUGAUUAAUGCAUUGGUCGGGCUGCUGAAUGCCCUCCCUCCAGAUUUGGGCAGGCUUUGAUGAGUCAGCUUCCUUGUUGAUCUCUUGUAGCUGCCGCCUUGUCCGCCAUCACCAUCAUUACCAGGUAAAUCCUGCUGUCUAAAGCGCCCCGGGACAGCUGUGUGGCUGUGUGAGAUCUGCACUGCUUUGCUGUGGGAGUGACAUGAGGGGUGAUCAGGUAAAUCCUGCUCUAAUCCCUCCCCUCCUCCUCACACACACACACAGCCUCCAGGCCAGCCUGCAGUACCACUAAAGCUGCUGAUCCUCUCCUCUCUCUGACGGGGUUGGGGUGCCCUCGGGGCGACAGCCGCCUGCCGGGAGGGGAGCAUGCAGUCACUUUGGCACAACUGCCAGCCAAGGAAUGGAAUGAAGGCCACUGGCGUCAGAUACUGAUCUGAACUGGUGAGGCAUAACCUGGAGCUGUAUGUAUCCUUGGCGGCUGGACCAUAAGGUCAUGGUGGCCAUGGGGUCACAAAUGGCCAUUGCCCUUUGUUCUAUUCCACAUUGGGAAAAUAGUUACUGUUAAACUGGAAGUCUCCUCUUCAGAGAGAAUUUUUACUGUGAUGAUAAACUCCUAAAUUCCUCCUAGGUCACACAUACUACAUUACCAAAAGUAUGUGGACACCUGCUCGUCGAACAUCUCAUUCCAAAAUCAAAAUCCUGGGCAUUAAUAUGGAGUUGGUCCCCCUUUGCUGCUAUAACAGCCUCCAGCCUCCACCAAACUUUACAGUUGGCACUAUGCAUUCGGGCAGGUAGCGUUCUCCUGGCAUUCACCAAACCCAGAUUUGUCCAUUGGACUGCCAGAUGGUGAAGCGUGAUUCAUCACUCCAGAGAACACGUUUCCACUGCUCCAGAGUUCAAUGGCGGCGAGCUUUACACCACUCCUGCCGACGCUUGGCACUGUGCAUGGUGAUCUUAGGCUUGUGUGUGGCUGCUCGGCAAUGGAAACUCAUUUCAUGAAGCUCCCAACGAACAGCUCUUGUGCUGACGUUGCUUCCAGAGGCAGUUUGGAACUCGGUAGUGAGUGUUGCAACCAAGGACAGACGAUUUUUGAUGAACUGACUUGUCGGAAAGGUGGCAUCCUAUGGCGGUGCCAAGUUGAAAGUCACUGAGCUCUUCAGAAAGGCCAUUCUACUGCCAAUGUUUAUCUAUGGAGAUUGCAUGGCUGUGUGCUCGAUUUUAUACACCUGUCAGCAGCAGGUGUGGCUGAAAUAGCCGAAUCCACUAAUUUUAAGGGGUGUCCAUAUACUUUUGUAUAUAUAGUGUAUGACCACAUGACAGAGUGUGUUGGCAAACAGUUUUUUCCAACACAAGGCAUCAACGUUGACACGUUUUUGUUUACCAUCCAUGUUGUUCUAAUCUAAACCGCCUUCCCACACACGUAGGCUGCUCAAUAUCAACAUGCCUCUGUAGCCUGAUUCAUGUCAGCAAAUCAAAGCCCUAGUACCCUUCUUUAGCUACCACCUUUCAUGCAUCCAUAGUCCCUCAGCCUCUAAGGUUUUUUAGAAGGGACUAAUGCUUUUAAUGCUUUUAGAAUAUCUGUGUCUCUUAUGAUGCUAAAACAGAUGGUUAGUAACUAAAGCCUUUUUAAACCUUUAGGAUACUAGCAUGCUCCCGGUAAAUUGUGUGGUCCCGCUCAUAUAUCAUGAGUCCAUGCCUGUCUCUGUGUUGCAGAGGGUAUUCCUCAGGUGUACUACUUUGGGCCGUGUGGGAAGUACAAUGCCAUGGUGCUGGAGCUGCUAGGGCCCAGCCUGGAAGACCUGUUUGAUCUCUGCGACCGCACCUUCUCCCUCAAGACUGUCCUCAUGAUAGCCAUACAGCUGGUAAGAUUUUAAUUGUUGUUUUACGUAAGUGUCUUACACACAGGUGCCCAACCCAUAGUUUAUAAGACUACUCUAUGAUGUCAGUUAUCUCUAUAGUCUAUAGAUGUGUUGAUGGCUCAUAAAGGUUUACAGUGUUUGCAUUUGAAAAGUGCACUGAGAGAGUUUGAGAUCUUAGCUUGUCUACAUGCUCUGUGCUCUGCCUCCCAGAUAACGCGGAUGGAGUUUGUCCACACGAAGAGCUUGAUAUACAGGGACGUCAAGCCAGAAAACUUUUUGGUGGGGCGGCCGGGCAGCAAGAGGCAGCACACAAUCCACAUUAUCGACUUCGGGCUGGCCAAAGAAUACAUCGACCCAGAGACCAAAAAACACAUCCCUUACCGGGAGCACAAGAGCCUGACAGGCACGGCACGCUACAUGAGCAUCAACACACACCUGGGGAAGGGUGAGAAAUAAUAAUGAAGACACAUGCUGCUGUGUUAUUGGAAAGAUGGACCUUUUCUUUCCUAAUCCUGUGAACCUGUCCUGGGCUGAAGUUGAUUAGCAAGUUUUCCAUUAUGUUCAGUAAGGGCCGAAUCCCAACUUGAGAUCUGUACACAUAUCUGUACACAUAACUUCCAUAAUGUAGAUAGAUCAUGCAUUGAUUAAUGCAUUUGAGGUUUUCACAUUAGGACAUCAGCCUUAUGGUGUCAUAUAUAGUGGUGGAUAACUGUGUGAGUAACAAACUCUUCUUCUGCUCUCAUCCAGAGCAAAGCAGGCGGGAUGAUCUGGAGGCUCUGGGUCACAUGUUUAUGUACUUCCUGCGAGGCAGCCUUCCCUGGCAAGGCCUGAAGGUAUACAGUUUCAUGAUAUCUACAUGACCUCAGACACACAUACCCUGUCGCUUAGCCCCCCAGCGCAAAGUAACUUAUUUCAUUCAAGACCCAAGUGACAUUUCAAGGCCUCAGACUCUAGAAAGUGUUUACAGUAUUUAGGGAAGAGGAAGACAUGCUAGGGGAAAAUACUAUGUAAAUAGUGUUGUAACCAAACACAGAAAGGAUUUUCACCUCUGAGAUUUUAAUCGUCUCUGUGUAGUUGGAUUAAUAAUGGAAAAAAAUAUUCAUGAAAUACGAUUCUACAUUUUCUGUUUUAUUUCUAUCAUUGUGCAAUCUAUACCGGAUACCACCGUUUAGCUCAUACCUUUUGGUCUCUGCAGUUUUUAAUAGAUGUAAAUGGCAUCUUAUUAUAUCAACAUAAGUCACUCCCACACUUUCCCCUUUGAGGUCCUCUCCACCCAGGCUAGUGUCAAGAAGAGGUCCUGUGUGGCAGUGUAUAGCUAGCAAACUGUAGAAUAUCAUGGUAGAACUUCAUAACAGCUUCAUAUCGAUGGGAUGACUCAAGAUAUAAAAUGGCUUACAAGAGGAUUUGGAUGUGGAUGCGAACUAAGACACUUUAAUGUUCUACAUGUGUGAACAUUAUUCCCAUUCAAUUACACUACCUCCAGCUAUGUAUUACCCCAAACUUGGUAUUAUAUUGUGCAUUCUGCAAAGCUGUAGUUUUUCGACUCUACUGUGCUGUGUGGGAAUUAAAGCUAAAUACGUAGGAGAAUAAUUGUUGUACUGUCUGUUGAUUCCAGGCGGACACGUUGAAGGAGAGGUAUCAGAAGAUUGGAGAUACCAAGCGAGCUACGCCAAUUGAAGUGCUUUGUGAAAGCUUCCCCGGUCAGUACCACCAUUUUGAUUUGAUUGGUUUCAUUUGGAAUUUCCAUUACUCCUUUUUGUUUAGGUCUAGUUCUAGAUCAGUUUAUGCAAAUGAAAUAAUUGUGUGCCUUUGUCCUUUGCUGCAGAAGAGAUGGCCACCUAUCUGCGCUACGUGAGGAGGCUGGACUUCUUUGAGAAACCUGAUUACGACUACUUACGGAAACUCUUCACUGACCUCUUCGAUAGGAACGGCUACGUCUUUGAUUAUGAAUACGACUGGGUCGGCAAGCCACUCGUGAGUCUCCUUCAUCACUUGCUUCUUCUCCCUAUUCAAAGUUUUUAGUGGACCACUUGACCCCUCUAUCUGAAGAUUUUCAUUUGUCUAUUUCUGUAAAUAAUCAGACUGUAUCAAAAUUGAGAUUUCCUGUGAUGUCUCAGUGGUUCAAGGGCCUAUUUCUUCCCGUGUCAUAUUCAUAUCUUCAUGUUGUGGUCGGUGUAAAGUAUUUUCCCCCACGAUUUUUAUGUCCUAGAUAAAAUGCUGUGUCAUUCUGUUCCCAACCAUAGCCCACACCGAUAGGCCCUAUCCCCAGUGACACACCCGCUCAGCCCAGCAGAGACAAAGCACAACAGCAGACCAAAAACCAGGUGAGCUUACCGCCGCCUGCCACACCCACCCACCCACCUCGUCAGUCAAGUUCCCCCUUGUCUCAGAGGCAACUGCCAAACCUCCUGUCCUACUCUCAGCUUCCUCAGGAAUAUGGCCUCUUUUACAAUGUUACCUUUAUUCUCUCCAACUCUUCAAAUUACUCUUUACUCUGUUGUUGCUAUUGAACAAGAAUGAUUGGGAACUGAUGACCCUAUUAUAAUUGUAGUUAAAUGUUGUAGCAUCAUCUUUGAAAGUUGAACUGUUUUAGAGUUGGAGGGUUUUGUCUUCAACCUUCCUCCUUAAGAACUAGUCAUUGCAUUGCAAAAUGCAGUGCAUUGUUCACAUCAGCAAUGACAAAGCUGUUUGCUUAAUGUGUGGCAAAAUUGCAUGCCUUCUUUUCCUUUGCUUGUUCUAUCAGCAUGCUAUUUGAGCCUUGAUCCUACUACACUGUCAUAAACAUGACACAUCAACCUUUUUAGACUUUAUUAGCCUUUUUCAAUAUUUUUCUCUAAGGCAAAGCGCAUAAGGUUUUAUAAUUGCCCUUUGCUGUGUACUCGCGGCUGUAAUUAUGGCUCUCCAGUACAAUGUAAUGAGUAUCAUCAUUUAUGAACAUAAACAGGCAACACGUUGCAUAGUACAAACAAUCACAGAGUUUAUUGCAGAAACCAGGAAUAGAGUCACAACAAUGAUUAGCUAAUUCAGUCAGACCAAUAGACAGGAGACUGCUGCGGGCUGGAAGAAAAUAUAGAUUUUGGAAUAAAAGACAAGAUGCUUAGUGUUUCCGAUCAAGGCUGUUUUCACUCCUGCAUGAAUCAGUGGGCUCUGCUUUGUUUUGCUCUAUUUUCCUUCUGUUAACAUAGUCUGUUUUAACAAGCUUCUUCUUGUGAGAUGUCUUUUGUGUUUAUUUUCGUUUGUUGGUUUUUGUUGACUUUUUUUCCCCCAUUCACUCCCCGUUCCCACUUUCCCAUCACCACCACACUACCUUCCACCUCUUCACUCCUGACCCCCAUAACCCGCUUCCCCUCCCCCCUGUGCUCUUUGCGUCAGUCUCCUGAGCCCAAAGGAGAUGAGUCUCAGCGUCAGCCCUCUCCAAUGACCAAUAAGGAGACACUGGGGUCGCAUCUCACGGCCGAAAGGCUGGGAGGCUCUGUCCAGGUACUGCUUGCUGCGCAUGGUGCUGCAUGACCGUCUGUCCACCCCAGCUUUCUCUCUCUCUGCCUCUCUCUCUAUGUAUCUAUCUAUCUAUCUGUCAGUCUACAGUUGAAGUCGGAAGUUUACAUACACCUUAGCUAAAUACAUUUAAACUCAGUUUUUCACAAUUCCUGACAUUUAAUCCUAGUAAGAAUUCCCUGUCUAGGUCAGUUAGGAUAACAAUUUAUUUUAAGAAUGUGAAAUGUCAGAAUAAUAGUAGAGAGAAUAAUUUAUUACAGCUUUUAUUUCUUUCAUCACAUUCCCAGUGGGUCAGAAGUUUACAUAUACUCAAUUAGUAUUUGGUAGCAUUGCCUUUAAAUUGUUGAACUUGGGUCAAACGUUUCGGGUAGCCUUCCACAAGCUUCCCACAAUAAGUUGGGUGAAUUUUGGCCCAUUCCUCCUGACAGAGCUGGUGUAACUGAGUCAGGUUUGUAGGCAUCCUUGCUCGCACACGCCUUUUCAGUUCUGCACACACAUUUUCUAUAGGAUUGAGGUCAGGGCUUUGUGAUGGCCACUCCAAUACCUUGACUUUGUUGUCCUUAAGCCAUUUUGCCACAACUUUGGAAGUAUGCUUGGGGUCAUUGUUCAUUUGGAAGACCCAUUUGCGACCAAGCUUUAACUUCCUGACUGAUGUCUUGAGAUGUUGCUUCAAUAUAUCCACAUAAUAUUCUUUCCUCAUGAUGCCAUCUAUUUUGUGAAGUGCACAAGGCCCUCCUGCAGCAAAGCACCCCCACAGCAUGAUGCUGCCACCCCAGUGCUUCACGGUUGGGAUGGUGUUCUUUGGCUUGCAAGCACCCCCUUUUUCCUCCAAAAAUAAUGAUGGUCAUUAUGGCCAAACAGUUCUAUUUUUAUUUCAUCAGACCAGAGGACAUUUCUCCAAAAAGUACGAUCUUUGUCUCCAUGUGCAGUUGCAAACCGUAGUCUUGCUUUUUUAUGGCGGUUUUGGAACAGUGGCUUCUUCCUUGCUGAGCGGCCUUUCAGGUUAUGUCGAUAUAGGACUUGUUUUACUGUGGAUAUAGAUACAUUUGUACCUGUUUCCUCCAGCAUCUUCACAAGGUCCUUUGCUGUUGUUCUGGGAUUGAUUUGCACUUUUCUCACCAAAGUACGUUAAUCUCUAGGAGACAGAACGUGUCUCCUUCCUGAGCGGUAUGACGGCUGCGUGGUCCCAUGGUGUUUAUACUUGUGUACUAUUGUUUGUACAGAUGAACGUGGUACCUUCAGGCAUUUGGAAAUUGCUCCCAAGGAUGAACCAGUCUUGUGGAGGUCUACAAUUUUUUUUCUGAGGUCUUGGCUGGUUUCUUUUGAUUUUCCCAUGAUGUCAAGCAAAGAGGCACUGGGUUUGAAGGUAGGCCUUGAAAUACAUCCACAGGUACACCUCCAAUUGACUCAAAUGAUGUCAAUUAGCCUAUCAGAAGCUUCUAAAGCCAUGACAUCAUUUUCUGGAAUUUUCCAAGCUGUUUAAAGGCACAGUCAACUGAUAUUGGACCAUAAACAGAUAUGACUCAUUAACCUUUACGAACCAAAUAAUGAUGAUCCACACUUCUUUGACAAUAUAUAUAAUAAAUUAUCAACUCUGCAAGCAAUUCAAGACUCUAUUAUUAUGGUGGGAGAUUAUAAUACCGUUUUAAAUAGCUCAAUGGAGCGUAAAGGAAAUCACACUACAAACAAUCACCCUCAUGCUCUUAAGGAAAUCGUGAAUGUCAUGGAUACAUUAGAACUAGUAGAUAUAUGGAGGCUUAAAUAUCCUGAUCUAGUGAGAUAUACAUGGCGGAGACUCAAAUCAAGCUAGUCGUCUUGACUUCUUUCUUAUGUCAUUCUCGUUGGCACCAAAAGUUUAAAAAGUGUUGAUAGGGGACAGAAUGUGGUCGGACCAUCAUAUUAUUGGCAUAUACCUUACUCUUACUGAAUUUCCAUGUGGGCGAGGAUAUUGGAAAUUUAAUCAAAGCCUAUUGGAUGAUAACUUGUUUUUAACUAGGACAGAGGAAUUUAUAACUGAUUUUUUACGACAUAACAUAGGUACAGCAAAUCCCCUUAUUGUAUGGGACACCUUUAAAUGUGCCUUUAGAGGCCAUGCAAUUCAGUACUCAUCUCGAAAACAAAAGCAAUUUAGGUCAAAAGAGACCACACUAACAAAGGAAAUAGAAGGUCUAACAGAACAGAUAGAUAGCAAUAAAAACUAUAACAUAGAGGCUCAGAAUAAAUUAGAGGAAAAACAAAAAGAAAUUGAGAAAAUUAUUCAAGAAAGAUCAAGUGUAAUAUAUUAUCAAAAUAAAGCAAACUGGAUGGAAUAUGGGGAGAAAUGCACCAAAUUCUGUUUUUAAUCUUCAACAUAGGAAUGCUACCAAAAAUAAUUUAUUGAAACUGGUUACAAAUGACGGAGUCACCCAUGAUUCACCAAAUUAUAUUUUGAAGGAGGAAACAAAAGUACUUUAAGCAUAUGUUUUUAUACAGAAAUUAUUAAAUAUUAAAGCAUUAGACCUAUCACUAAAAGCUUCAGUCAUACAAAAGUUAUACUUAAAUCCGAACUGGUUCUCUAGCAAAUUAGUAAGAUUGUCUCACCCAAUGUUCAAGAAUGGCCUUUUUCCCUUUAUUCAGAUUACAACCUCUCACUUUCAGUUAUUUGAAAAGGAAAUAAUCUCCCAAAUAUCACUAUUUCUAAAACAAGCCAUAGAAAGUUGGUUGCGAUUUCAAUUUAAUCCUCCAGAAACGACAGAACAAAUAAUGCAACAACUAUUGUGGUUAAACUCAACUAUACUAAUUGAUAAAAAACAUUAUUUUUUGAAAUAAUCUUUAAAAAAUGAAUAAUCUUCGUAAAUGAUAUCAUAGGUAGGUCGGGUGGAGUUAUGUCGCACAUGCAGCUAACAAAAACAUGGAAAUUGCUGCUCUACCCAAAAUUACAACCAAAUAAUUGCAGCAUUACCGCAAAAAUGGAAAAGGAAAGUGGAAGGGUGAAAAAGUAAGGAACUUGUCUGUCGGCCUUGCAUUAAAGAAUAUAAUUGGUUAAAGAAAAUUGUGAUAAAUAAAAAAGUAUACCAGUUUCAUUUAAGGACCAAAGGAUUGACAGCCAUCCCAUAUAGAUUGCAAAAUAGUUGGGAAGAGAUUUUUGACGUACCGAUUCCAUGGCAUAGUGUUUAUGAAUUGAUACGCAAAACGACGCCGGAUUCAAAACUUUGAAUUUUUCAAUUAAAAUUAUUAUAUAAAAUUCUUGCUACCAAUAGAAUGUUAUUUAUAUGGAGGAUACAAUCUUCCUAGCUCUGCAGAUUUUGCUGCGAAGAGACAGAAUCAUUAGAUCAUUUGUUUUGGUACUGUCCAUUUGUAGCUUGUUUUUGGACUCAGGUCCAGGAAUGGCUAAAGGAUUGCAAUAUUUACCUAGAGCUAACCCUGCAGAUAGCACUACUGGGUGAUCUGAAAAGUAAUAGUCAAUCGAUCAAUAAUAUAAUAAUACUUUUAGCAAAAAUGUUUAUUUUCAAUUUACGAUCUGUAGAAACAAUGAGAAUAGAAAGGUUCAGAACUUUUGUAAAACAUCACAGUACAGUUGAAAAAUAUAUGGCAAAUAGAAAUCCAAUAUGGAUGGUGUUAAGAGAUAGAUGGGAGGUGUUGAAUGGAGCUGAAGGAAAGGACUAAUAACAACAACUAAUAACAACAAGAUAACUAAUGUAAAGCAUACUGUGUCCAUAAUAAGUAUAUACGUUAUAGGUUGAGAGCUUUUGUGAAAGAGCACAGUUAGAAAAAUAUGGCAUAUAGAAGCAAACCAGAUGGACAUCAUGAAAAUGAUUGGAGGAAGUUCAGGAGUAAAAACAAACAAAAUAUAAUUAUUGUUGAAUUUGACUGUGUCCAUAAAAUGUAUAUAGUAUGUAUGGGCUGGAAGUAGAGGCCUAAGCGUUGGUGUUCACUCCUUUACUCCAAUUGGGGAAGGGGUGGUGGGGUUGGAAAGUAAUUAAAGGAAUUUUAAUUUUAAAAAGUAUAUGUGUGUGUGUAUGGAUGUAUGUAUAUAUGUAUGUACAGUGGGGAGAACAAGUAUUUGAUACACUGCCGAUUUUGCAGGUUUUCCUACUUACAAACAACGUAGAGGUCUGUAAUUUUUAUCAUAGGUACACUUCAACUGUGAGAGACGGAAUCUAAAACAAAAAUCUAGAAAAUCACAUUGUAUGAUUUUUAAGUAAUUAAUUUGCAUUUUAUUGCAUGACAUAAGUAUUUGAUACAUCAGAAAAGCAGAACUUAAUAUUUGGUACAGAAACCUUUGUUUGCAAUUACAGAGAUCAUACGUUUCCUGUAGGCUCUGUCGCAGCCGGCCGCGACCGGGAGACUCAUGGGCGGCGCACAAUUGGCCCAGCGUCGUCUAGGGUAGGGGAGGGAAUGGCCGGCAGGGAUGUAGCUCAGUUGAUAGAGCAUGGCGUUUGCAACGCCAGGGUUGUGGGUUUGUUUCCCACGGGGGGCCAGUAUAAAAAAAUAAUAAUAAUGUAAUCACUAACUGUAAGUCGCUCUGGAUAAGAGCGUCUGCUAAAUGACUAAAAUGUAAAUGUAAAUGUCUUGACCAGGUUUGCACACACUGCAGCAGGGAUUUUGGCCCACUCCUCCAUACAGACCUUCUCCAGAUCUUUCAGGUUUCGGGGCUGUAACUGGGCGCUGCAGGAUUUUAAUCCAUGACGGCGUAGUGUGUUACUAAUGGUUUUCUUUGAGACUGUGGUCCCAGCUCUCUUCAGGUCAUUAAUGUGAUUUUCUGGAUUUUUGUUUAAGAUUCCGUCUCUCACAGUUGAAGUGUACAUAUGCUAAAAAUUACAGACCUCUACAUGCUUUGUAAGUAGGAAAACCUGCAAAAUCGGCAGUGUAUCAAAUACUUGUUCUCCCCACUGUAUGUGAUGAUAUACACAUACAUACAGUGGGGGGAAAAAAGUAUUUAGUCAGCCACCAAUUGUGCAAGUUUUCCUACUUAAAAAGAUGAGAGAGGCCUGUAAUUUUCAUCAUAGGUACACGUCAACUAUGACAGACAAAAUGAGAGAAAAAAAUCAAGAAAAUCACAUUGUAGGAUUUUUUAUGAAUUUAUUUGCAAAUUAUGGUGGAAAAUAAGUAUUUGGUCAAUAACAAAAGUUUCUCAAUACUUUGUUAUAUACCCUUUGUUGGCAAUGACACAGGUCAAACGUUUUCUGUAAGUCUUCACAAGGUUUUCACACACUGUUGCUGGUAUUUUGGCCCAUUCCUCCAUGCAGAUCUCCUCUAGAGCAGUGAUGUUUUGUGGCUGUCGCUGGGCAACACGGACUUUCAACUCCCUCCAAAGAUUUUCUAUGGGGUUGAGAUCUGGAGACUGGCUAGGCCACUCCAGGACCUUGAAAUGCUUCUUACGAAGCCACUCCUUCGUUGCCCGGGCAGUGUGUUUGGGAUCAUUGUCAUGCUGAAAGACCCAGCCACGUUUCAUCUUCAAUGCCCUUGCUGAUGGAAGGAGGUUUUCACUCAAAAUCUCACGAUACAUGGCCCCAUUCAUUCUUUCCUUUACACGGAUCAGUCGUCCUGGUCCCUUUGCAGAAAAACAGCCCCAAAGCAUGAUGUUUCCACCCCCAUGCUUCACAGUAGGUAUGGUGUUCUUCGGAUGCAACUCAGCAUUCUUUGUCCUCCAAACACGACGAGUUGAGUUUUUACCAAAAAGUUCUAUUUUGGUUUCAUCUGACCAUAUGACAUUCUCCCAAUCCUCUUCUGGAUCAUCCAAAUGCACUCUAGCAAACUUCAGACGGGCCUGGACAUGUACUGGCUUAAGCAGGGGGACACGUCUGGCACUGCAGGAUUUGAGUCCCUGGCGGCGUAGUGUGUUACUGAUGGUAGGCUUUGUUACUUUGGUCCCAGCUCUCUGCAGGUCAUUCACUAGGUCCCCCCGUGUGGUUCUGGGAUUUUUGCUCACCGUUCUUGUGAUCAUUUUGACCCCACGGGGUGAGAUCUUGCGUGGAGCCCCAGAUCGAGGGAGAUUAUCAGUGGUCUUGUAUGUCUUCCAUUUCCUAAUAGUUGCUCCCACAGUUGAUUUCUUCAAACCAAGCUGCUUACCUAUUGCAGAUUCAGUCUUCCCAGCCUGGUGCAGGUCUACAAUCAAUUUUGUUUCUGGUGUCCUUUGACAGCUCUUUGGUCUUGGCCAUAGUGGAGUUUGGAGUGUGACUGUUUGAGGUUGUGGACAGGUGUCUUUUAUACUGAUAACAAGUUCAAACAGGUGCCAUUAAUACAGGUAACGAGUGGAGGACAGAGGAGCCUCUUAAAGAAGAAGUUACAGGUCUGUGAGAGCCAGAAAUCUUGCUUGUUUGUAGGUGACCAAAUACUUAUUUUCCACCAUAAUUUGCAAAUAAAUUCAUUAAAAAUCCUGCAAUGUGAUUUUCUGGAUUUUUUUUCCUCAAUUUGUCUGUCAUAGUUGACGUGUACCUAUGAUGAAAAUUACAGGCCUCUCUCAUCUUUUUAAGUGGGAGAACUUGCACAAUUGGUGGCUGACUAAAUACUUUUUUUCCCCACUGUAAGUAUUUGAUCACCUACCAACCAGUAAGAAUUCCGGCUCUCACAGACCUGUUAGUUUUUCUUUAAGAAGCCCUCCUGUUCUCCACUCAUUACCUGUAUUAACUGCACCUGUUUGAACUCGUUACCUGUAUAAAAGACACCUGUCCACACACUCAAUCAAACAGACUCCAAAUUCUCCACAAUGGCCAAGACCAGAGAGCUGUGAAAGGACAUCAGGGAUAAAAUUGUAGACCUGCACAAGGCUGGGAUCGGCUACAGGACAAUAGGCAAGCAGCUUGGUAAGAAGGCAACAACUGUUGGCGCAAUUAUUAGAAAAUGGAAGAAGUUCAAGAUGACGGUCAAUCACCCUCGGUCUGGGGCUCCAUGCAAGAUCUCACCUCGUGGGGCAUCAAUGAUCAUGAGGAAGGUGAGGGAUCAGCCCAGAACUACACGGCAGGACCUGGUCAAUGACCUGAAAAGAGCUGGGACCACAGUCUCAAAGAAAACCAUUAGUAACACACUACGCCGUCAUGGAUUAAAAUCCUGCAGCGCACGCAAGGUCCCCCUGCUCAAGCCAGCGCAUGUCCAGGCCUGUCUGAAGUUUGCCAAUGACCAUCUGGAUGAUCCAGAGGAGGAAUGGGAGAAGGUCAUGUGGUCUGAUGAGACAAAAAUAUAGCUUUUUGGUCUAAACUCUACUCGCCGUGUUUGGAGGAAGAAGAAGGAUGAGUACCACUCCAAGAACACCAUCCCAACCGUGAAGCAUGGAGGUGGAAACAUCAUUCUUUGGGGAUGCUUUUCUGCAAAGGGGACAGGACGACUGCACCGUAUUGAGGGGAGGAUGGACAACGACCCGAAACACACAGCCAGGGCAACUAAGGAGUGGCUCCGUAAGAAGCAUCUCAAGGUCCUGGAGUGGCCUAGCCAGUCUCCAGACCUGAAUCCAAUAGAACAUCUUUGGAGGGAGCUGAAAGUCCGUAUUGCCCAGCGACAGCCCCGAAACCUGAAGGAUCUGGAGAAGGUCUGUAUGGAGGAGUGGGCCAAAAUCCCUGCUGCAGUGUGUGCAAACCUGGUCAAGACCUACAGGAAACGUAUGAUCUCUGUAAUUGCAAACAAAGGUUUCUGUACCAAAUAUUAAGUUCUGCUUUUCUGAUGUAUCAAAUACUUAUGUCAUGCAAUAAAAUGCAAAUUAAUUACUUAAAAAUCAUACAAUGUGAUUUUCUGGAUUUUUGUUUUAAUUUAGAUUCCGUCUCUCACAGUUGAAGUGUACCUAUGAUAAAAAUUACAGACCUCUACAUGCUUUGUAAGUAGGAAAACCUGCAAAAUCGGCAGUGUAUCAAAUACUUGUUCUCCCCACUGUAUAUACAGUAGCUCACAAAAGUGAGUAUACCCGUCACUUUUUUGUAAAUAUUUGAGUAUAUCUUUUCAUGUGACAACACUGAAGAAAUGACACUUUGCUACAAUGUAAAGUAGUGAGUGUACAGCUUGUAUAACAGUGUAAAUUUGCUGUCCCCUCAAAAUAACACAACACACAUUCAUUAAUGUCUAAACCGCUGGCAACAAAAGUGAGUACACCCCUAAGUGAAAAUGUCCAAAUUGGGCCCAAAGUGUCAAUAUUUUGUGUGGCCACCAUCAUUUUCCAGCACUGCCUUAACCCUCUUGGGCAUGGAGUUCACCAGAGCUUCACAGGUUGCCACUGGAGUCCUCUUCCACUCCUCCAUGACGACAUCACGGAGCUGGUGGAUGUUAGAGACCUUGCACUCCUCCACCUAAACCAGACCUAAACCCUCUUGAUGCCCCAUAGAUGCUCAAGAGGGUUUAGGUCUGGAGACAUGCUUGACCAGUCCAUCACCUUUACCCUCAGCUUCUUUAGCAAGGCAGUGGUCGUCUUGGAGGUGUGUUUGGGGUCGUUAUCAUGUUGGAAUACUGCCCUGCGGCCCAGUCUCCGAAGGGAGGGGAUCAUGCUCUGCUUCAGUAUGUCACAGUACAUGUUGGCAUUCAUGGUUCCCUCAAUGAACUGUAGCUCCCCAGUGCCGGCAGCACUCAUGCAGCCCCAGACCAUGACACUCCCACCACCAUGCUUGACUGUAGGCAAGACACACUUGUCUUUGUACUCCUCACCUGGUUGCCGCCACACACGCUUGACACCAUCUGAACCAAAUAAGUUUAUCUUGGUCUCAUCAGACUACAGGACAUGGUUCCAGUAAUCCAUGUCCUUAGUCUGCUUGUCUUCAGCAAACUGUUUGCGGGCUUUCUUGUGCAUCAUCUUUAGAAGAGGCUUCCUUCUGGGACGACAGCCAUGCAGACCAAUUUGAUGCAGUGUGCGGCAUAUGGUCUGAGCACUGACAGGCUGACCCCCCAUCCCUUCAACCUCUGCGGCAAUGCAGGCAGCACUCAUACGUCUAUUUCCCAAAGACAACCUCUGGAUAUGACGCUGAGCACGUGCACUCAACUUCUUUGAGGCGAGGCCUGUUCUGAGUGGAACCUGUCCUGUUAAACCGCUGUAUGGUCUUGGCCACCGUGCUGCAGCUUAGUUUCAGGGUCUUGGCAAUCUUCUUAUAGCCCAGGCCAUCUUUAUGUAGAGCAACAAUUCUUUUUUUCAGAUCCUCAGAGAGUUCUUUGCCAUGAGGUGCCAUGUUGAACUUCCAGUGACCAGUAUGAGGGAGUGUGAGAGCGAUGACACCAAAUUUAACACACCUGCUCCCAUUCACACCAGAGACCUUGUAACACUAACGAGUCAUAUGACACCGGGGAGGGAAAAUGGCUAAUUGGGCCCAAUUUGGACAUUUUCACUUAGGUGUGUACUCACUUUUGUUGCCAGCGGUUUAGACAUGAAUGGCUGUGUGUUGAGUUAUUUUGAGGGGACAGCAUAUUUACACUGUUAUACAAGCUGUACACUCACUACUUUACAUUGUAGCAAAGUGUCAUUUCUUCAGUUUUGUCACAUGAAAAGAUAUACUCAAAUAUUUACAAAAAUUUGAUGGGUGUACUCACUUUUGUGACAUACUGUGUGUAUAUAUAUAUAUAUAUAUAUGUAUGUAUGUAUGUAUGUAUGUAUGUAUGUAUAUAUAUAUAUAUAUAUAUAUAUAUAUAUAUAUAUAUAUAUAUAUAUAUAUUUGCGAGAGAAAAAAACAUAUGGGGGAUUGGAAGUGAAGCAGACAAUUACAUUGAUGGAAGUUACAAUCUAUCUGAAAUAUUAAAGCUGAUCUACCCCCUAAGAAGAAAAAAAAUAUAUAUAUAUAUAUAUAUAUAAUAAUAAUAAAAAAUGUGUGUAUGUAAACUUCUGACCCACUGGAAUUGUGAUACAGUGAAUUAUAAGUGAAAUAAUCUGUCUUUAAACAAUUGUUGGAAAAAUUACUUGUGUCAUGCACAAAGUAGAUGUCCUAACCGACUUGCCAAAACUAUAGUUAGUUAACAAGACAUUUGUGGAGUGGUUGAAAAACGAGUUUUAAUUGACUCCAACCUAAGUGUAUGUAAACUUCAGACUUCAACUGUAUCUGUCAGUCUGUCUCUGUAUGUCUGCUCGCGCUGUCUGCUCUGCUAUGCUUCACUCAUCUGCUCCAGGCUGAUAACAGGGGAGGGAAGCUGUCAGGAGAACCAUGCGGUCACUGUCUUUGAAACCUUUUAUCAGGACAGGAACCCCCCUCUCCUCUCCCUAGAAAAGGGUGUGCUAUAGGAUCCCAUUGAGAACGGUCUCAGCGGUGACUCAACUUUGAAGGGAUGAAGGGGCAACAGCAGCUCAGAAGAUACCUCUGUUUAAAAACAUUUGAAUAUUUGACUGGAUAUUUCAUAUCUUUAGUCGUUUAUGGUGCAAUUAUGACUUGCUUUAAAUGGUAAGUGAUGUACAGUCUUCAGUCUCAGAUUAUAAACUUUUAGGAUAAUUAGUAGAGCAAAUGUGCCAUCUAGUGUUCUGGAAGGGAAUUGCACACUUUGAAAUUAUUACCUCUUUUUGCCAACUAGUAGAUACAUUUACAAUGUAAUGUGGUCAAGGGUAACAAUUAUAAGCUAAUGCUUCAAAUAACACACUUCCUAUGAAGGAUUAAGUACAGAUAAUGUAUCAUGAUUUGAUCAUAUAUCCUAAAAACAUGUGUAGACAGACAUCCUGCCUAAAUUCCCUGUCUUCACCUGUACAGGUGAUGAGCUCGACAAAUGGAGAGCUGAACACUGACGACCCGACGGCAGGACACUCCAACGCUCCCAUCACUGCUCCCACUGAGGUGGAGGUGGCUGAUGAUACAAAGUAA